Molecule: messenger RNA, 2669 nt
Organism: Manis pentadactyla (Chinese pangolin)
Lineage: Eukaryota; Metazoa; Chordata; Mammalia; Pholidota; Manidae
Gene: TSR1
Product: TSR1 ribosome maturation factor
Exons: 15
Coding region: 58-2466 (802 amino acids)
Biological process (GO): endonucleolytic cleavage of tricistronic rRNA transcript (SSU-rRNA, 5.8S rRNA, LSU-rRNA); ribosome biogenesis; maturation of SSU-rRNA from tricistronic rRNA transcript (SSU-rRNA, 5.8S rRNA, LSU-rRNA)
Cellular component (GO): preribosome, small subunit precursor; nucleus
Molecular function (GO): GTPase activity; U3 snoRNA binding; GTP binding
Source: RefSeq, a predicted model, not a curated record
ACCGGAAGCGCCUAGCCAGCCCGGAAGUGGUGCUGACUGGUACACGUGAGCUGCGGCAUGGCGGCCCACCGGUCUGGCCCGUUCAAACAGAAGAAUAAAGCUCACAAAGGCGGGCGGCAUCGGGGUCGGGGAUCCGCGCAGCGGGACAGCCAGAGCCGCCUAGCAUUGAAGACCCUAAGCAAGAAGGUGAGAAAAGAACUCAGUCGAGUAGACCAGAGGCAUCGCUCCAGCCAGCUCCGAAAGCAGAAGAAGGAGGCGGUUCUGGCAGAGAAGAGACAGCUAGGCAGCAAGGAUGGCCCUCCUCACCAGGUAUUGGUGGUGCCCCUGCACAGCAGGAUUUCCCUGCCAGAGGCCUUUCAGCUGCUUCAAGAUAAGGACAUUGGAACAGUACACUUGAAGGAAUGGGGAAGCCCACAUACCUUUAUGCUAUUAUGCCACCGCUUGAAACAUCGGUGGUUUUUCACAUCUGCAAAGCCAGGGGAUCUGCACACUGUGUUAGACAUGGCUAAAGUGGCUGAUACCAUCCUUUUCCUCCUUGAUCCACUGGAAGGCUGGGACAGCACUGGGGAUUACUGCCUUUCCUGCCUCUUUGCUCAGGGUCUUCCCACCUACACACUAGCUGUCCAGGGGGUUUCUGGCCUCCCACCGAAGAAACAAGUAGAUGCCAGAAAGAAGCUUAGUAAAGCAGUGGAGAAGCGCUUUCCCAAUGAUAAACUCCUCCUGUUAGACACUCAGCAGGAGGCAGGGAUGCUGCUCAGGCAGUUGGCUAACCAAAAGCAACGGCAUCUUGCCUUUCGAGAUCGGCGGACCUAUCUGUUUGCUCAUGAUGCUGACUUUGUGCCUAAUGAAGAGAGUAACGUGGUGGGCACCUUGAAAAUCUCUGGCUAUCUUCGUGGGCAGACUCUGAAUGUAAACAGCUUGCUGCAUAUCAUUGGACAUGGUGAUUUCCAGAUGAAACAGAUAGAUGCUCCUGUGGACCCUUUCCCUUUAAAUUCUAGUGUGAUCAAAUCCCAAAAGGACCCAGGCAUGGCAAUGGAGACUGGUGCUAUGGAUGCUGUUGCUGAAAUGGAGGAAGACCUUAAGGUCUUAGUGAAGGCAGACCCUGAUAGACAAGAAUCUUUGCAAACAGAGGUUAUCCCAGAUCCAAUGGAGGGGGAGCAAACCUGGCCCACUGAGGAAGAGCUUAGUGAGGCAAAUGACUUCUUGAAGGAGAGUUCCAAGGUGGUAAAGAAGGUUCCCAAAGGAACAUCCAGUUACCAAGCUGAAUGGAUUUUGGAUGAAGAUGACCAAAGUGGUGGGGAAGGAGAUGAAAAUGAUGAUACAGAAUAUGAGGAUUUUAUGGAAGAGGAAUCUCAGGAUGAGGGUAGUGAAGAGGAAGAGGAGGAAUGUGAAAGUAUGACUGUAGGAGAAUCUGUGCCUGACGAACUGUAUGAUGAGAAAGUGGGUGAAGAGGCUGAGGAGAAAAUGUUGGAGAGAUAUAAACGAGAAAGACUGGAAGAGAUGUUUCCAGAUGAAGUAGAUACCCCCCGUGACGUGGCUGCUAGAAUUCGAUUUCAGAAAUACCGAGGCCUCAAGAGCUUCCGCACAUCUCCAUGGGAUCCUAAGGAAAACCUUCCUCGAGAUUAUGCUCGGAUCUUUCAGUUUCAGAACUUUACUAACACUAGGAAACGCAUCUUUAAAGAGGUUGAAGAAGAAGUUGAAGGAGCUGAGGUUGGCUGGUAUGUCACACUUCAUGUCUCUGAGGUCCCUGUCUCAGUGGUUGAGUUCUUCAGGCAAGGAGCACCCUUGAUUGCAUUUUCUUUACUACCUCAUGAACAGAAGAUGUCAGUACUGAAUAUGGUGGUGAGUCGGCACAUUGGCAACACUGAACCUGUCGAAGCUAAAGGAGAGCUGAUCUUUCACUGUGGGUUCAGGCGCUUUCGAGCCUCACCUUUAUUCUCUCAGCACACUGCAGCGGAUAAACAUAAAUUUCAGAGAUUCCUGACUGCUGAUGUGGCCCUGGUGGUGACAGUAUAUGCCCCAAUCACUUUUCCUCCUGCAUCCGUGCUGCUUUUCAAACAGAAUAGCAAUGGAAUGCACAGCCUCAUUGCCACAGGCCAUCUUCAGUCAGUGGAUCCAAACAGAAUGGUUAUCAAGAGAGUGGUUCUAAGUGGUCAUCCUUUCAAAAUUUUUACUAAGAUGGCAGUAGUGCGUUACAUGUUCUUCAAUAGAGAGGAUGUGUUAUGGUUUAAACCGGUGGAACUGAGAACAAAGUGGGGCCGCAGAGGACACAUCAAGGAGCCUUUGGGUACUCAUGGCCACAUGAAGUGCAGUUUUGACGGGAAGCUAAAAUCUCAGGACACAGUACUGAUGAACCUCUAUAAACGAGUUUUCCCCAAAUGGACUUAUGAUCCAUAUGUACCUGAACCAGUUCCUUGGGUGAAAAGUGAAAUUUCUUCAACAGUGUCUGAAAUGGACAUGGAAUAGUGGAUUCAAUGGGAUUCUGUCUUAGGGUGCUAGUUAGCACUCUAGGGAUGGGAACCUACAGGUUGUGUUUGGGUGAAGUUUUUAUUUUCUAUUUAGCCUAGAGUUCUGCUGCAAGAGUGGCCUUGACAAGGUGUCUCAUUUAUGCAUGGAUGUUUUUCUAUUCUUGUUUAGUCCAAAAAACCAUUAAAGCUUACUGAAAUAUC